CGUUCCCUCCCCUGCUCUCCAUCUUCCAAUGACUCAUAUGCUCCCCCUCCCCCCUCGUGUCAUAUGUUUGCGCCACUUCUCCCACCAGCCCUCACUAUCUUUCCCUCAUUCACCCACGUAUGCUCACUCUGUUCACCAGGAUCCAAACAAACUGCAGGAUGUCUAUUGUGAAUAUUGUUGCCAGAGAGAUCCUGGACUCCAGGGGAAACCCCACUGUGGAAGUAGAUCUCCACACAGGCAAAGGUCUGUUCAGAGCAGCUGUGCCCAGUGGUGCGUCUACUGGCAUCUACGAGGCUCUGGAGCUCCGAGAUGGAGACAAGACUCGCUACAAGGGCAAAGGUGUGACCAAAGCUGUUGCCCACAUUAAUGAGAGCCUUGGACCUGCCCUCAUCCAGUCUGGAAUCAGUGUCCUCGAGCAGGAAAAACUGGACAACCUGAUGAUCGAAAUGGAUGGCACUGAGAACAAAUCCAAGUUUGGAGCCAAUUCUAUCCUUGGAGUAUCACUGGCCAUAUGCAAAGCUGGCGCAAAAGAGAAAGGUGUCCCCCUUUACCGUCACAUUGCUGAUCUGGCAGGAAACAGAGAACUAAUCCUCCCAGUUCCUGCUUUUAAUGUCAUCAAUGGGGGCUCUCAUGCUGGUAACAGACUGGCCAUGCAGGAAUUCAUGGUUCUUCCUGUGGGUGCAGAGUCUUUCCGUGAUGCUCUGCGAGUGGGAGCAGAGCUCUACCAGACACUGAGAAGUGUCAUCAAGGAGAAAUAUGGUCAGGAUGCCACAAAUGUGGGAGAUGAAGGAGGCUUUGCCCCAAAUAUACAAGAGAACAGCGAAGCUCUGGAACUGAUAAAGACGGCCAUAGAGAAAGCAGGUUUCACUGAUAAGGUGGUGAUAGGAAUGGAUGUCGCUGCCUCAGAGUUUUUCAUUGAGGGAAAAUAUGACCUGGACUUCAAGUCUCCACCCAAUGCUGCCCGCAACAUCAGCGGUGAGAGCCUGGCCAACAUCUACCAGGGCUUCAUUAACAACUACCCAGUGGUGUCUAUUGAAGAUCCAUUUGAUCAAGAUGACUGGCCUGCCUGGUCCCAGUUUACCGCCUCAGUGGGCAUCCAGGUGGUUGGAGAUGAUCUGACUGUCACAAACCCACGCAGGAUACAGCGCGCUGUGGAGGAUAAGGCCUGCAACUGUCUGCUCCUCAAAGUCAACCAGAUUGGAUCUGUCACGGAGGCCAUCAAAGCUUGCAAACUGGCCCAGGAGAAUGGCUGGGGUGUGAUGGUGAGCCACCGCUCUGGGGAAACAGAAGACACUUUUAUAGCUGACCUGGUGGUUGGUCUUUGCACUGGACAGAUCAAAACUGGAGCUCCUUGUCGGUCUGAACGUCUUGCCAAAUACAAUCAGCUCAUGAGGAUUGAAGAAGAGUUAGGUGACCAAGCCCGCUUUGCUGGGCACAACUUCCGCAAUCCCAGUGCCCUCUGAGCCCCAGUGCCUUCACCAGUGGAACACAAUACAGAAAACAUGCAGAAGAUGUUACAUUUCCAUUACCAGAAAGGUGGUUUAUAAUGAAUUGUCUCAGUGGAUAUCAAAACACAAAAAGUCUGAACAAUGAACAAAUCACACGUCAUAAUUACAAUAUAUUAAUCUAACAAGUAAACGUGUGAAGUCCAACUUUCCACAUUCUUCUGACUGCCUCCUUUUCAAGUGUUUCAGUCUUUUCUGUAGUUGUGGUUGUAGUUUCCGUUCUCUUCGACAUCUUGUGACAGAAUUGUGUGUGUUAUUUUGUCAAAGGUUAGGAUCAAUAAAUAU
Cololabis saira (Pacific saury) is the source of this 1790-nucleotide messenger RNA. RefSeq names its product gamma-enolase-like. Gene Ontology annotation, biological process: glycolytic process. Gene Ontology annotation, molecular function: phosphopyruvate hydratase activity; magnesium ion binding. The coding region runs from base 120 to 1463 and encodes 447 amino acids. Lineage: Eukaryota; Metazoa; Chordata; Actinopteri; Beloniformes; Belonidae. The transcript has 13 exons. The record is from RefSeq and is a predicted model, not a curated record. Gene Ontology annotation, cellular component: phosphopyruvate hydratase complex.